AUGAAGGGGAAUCAAAGUAGGUCGGGUAGCUGCACAGCGUCCUCGUCGAAUGUGGCAAAGUCAUCAGAUGGUGGGACGGCGUUGGCGCAGGCACUGCGCGAGGUGGUGCAUCAUGGUCGCACUUUUUUCAGGGCGCAGUACCUGUAUGUGCGCCGUCGCGUGACGGUUAUCGGCAAGUUUAUUCACAUUACAGUGCGCUCCCUUUACUUCCCUGAUGAGUUCUCCUUUUAUCUCGACACUGUUGUACGAUUCUUGUUCAGCGUGUACUACAUCCCUUUCCUUGCGAUGGUCUUCGCGCUGACGCACGCGGCGAUCGAGCGGAUUGUCUGGGUACUUGUGAUCCCGGUGACGCAGGAGAUGGAGCGGCGUCCAUUCAGCACUUCGCGCGUGUCAACGCUCGUGUACGGGCUUGGCUCCAUCGCAUCCCACAUGACACCGUUUGCCACCCUGGCAGUAACAGUCGCCACCGCUGGGCACAAGGUCAUGAAUUGUGUUGCGGAGGCCAUGGUAGACGCCUACACAACGCAGCGUGACAUGGACUAUCCUCUCCUCCGUGCUCGCCUGCGCUUCACCGUGAAGAAAAAGUCACGAGUGGUCAUCUGCGGAGUCGUCUCGGCGAGUAUUGCCGUCGCGUGGGUGCUUCUCUGCCACACAAACGCCUUUGUGGAAUGGUCCGGCCGCGAGCCGUGGGCCACUGCGGCCGCGUGGACGGUGUUUGUGAUACAAAUCUGCUUUGUGCUGACGACAAUGCUGCGGGAGGUGCCGCUGGAAAAUAAGGCGCUGAAGGGCCGUCGUAUCUUUGGGCUCCGUGACCGGCGAUGCCACCAAGAGCCGACGCAGCUCCGCAACGACAUGGAGGUGCUGCCCGCAGCGGAUUCACAACCGCUUCUGCAGCCGGUAGAGAGCACCUCCUUGUCUCAAGGUAGCAGCAUGUCAGUGAGUUCUCCGCUGCUGGUACGCCGUAGCGCUGGCAGCGGCAGUAGGUGGACCGCCAGUGGAGGGGGCGGAGACUCGCCACCACACCACUCUCCCUCUGACGCCAACUCCCUCGCCACAGCGCAGGCGUCGACGCCCGCCAUGGUGGAGAACGUGCCCAACCUCCUUGGUCCCUCAGCCUCCCAAGUAUUCGUCACGUACGUCGAGGACGACUGGUGGCGCCACCACAUCCACACCAUGCGCUACAUUGGCUUCUUUAUGGUUGUUUUUUUCACCAUUGGCUUUGCAGUGGCACGCGGCCCGGUGUUUGGCCUCACGUCCGGUGUGAUGAUCUUAACCUCCCUCAACGCUCCGCACCUGUUCGGGCACAUGGCCCUGUCGACCUCGGCCGCAGUGACGCGCACUCUGCGCUCGUACACGUGGCUACUGCGCCACCCGGAUGCGCUGCUGCCCAUUCUCAUGAUAGCGACGCCGUACCAGCUGCUGCUGAUCAGUGCGUUUCGUUGUUUUCGCCAACAUCCGCUGCUGUGCUUGAUGCUGGUGUGGGUGAACAUGCUGCUGGCCGCGCGCGCUAUCGACCUCGCGCGGGAGUUCGACGUGACGGUGAAUGGGUCGGUGCUGUGGAAGUACGCCGACUCUGGCGUGUCUCUCCCGCCAGCGCUGGCGAGCGUUCUCGAGGACGUGCACGAGAAGCAGUACCACCGCCCCGACGUGGUGAGCUUAGACAUGCUGAUCGACAUUCGCCACAUGACAAUUUUGUACGCUGGCGGGGCUAAGGUGCACCUCAAGCGUCAGGCUGUGACUCCGCCGGGGACACUGCGGCGCUACGUGUGUGAGUACCACUUCUACGCCUACACUCUGCCGCGUCUUCUGUCGCUGCAGAGCGCCGGAAACUUUAGUGGCUCGAAGUUUCGCACAACGCGGGUGGUGCUGCGCUUCAUCUCCAUGACGCUGCUGCUGCUCUACGCGCUGCUUGUGUCAGGGCUCAUUUUACAGGCGGCGUUCCCGCAGCUGCGUCCGCUCCCGGUGCGGGUGACGGCGGCGGCAGACAACAGUCACCUCACUUUUGACCACAUUGUAGUACGCAUGCAUCUGCUUUCACAGAAUGCGUCACGACGGGCGGCAAAGGCAAACACGUCCAACUCAGUUCUGGAGGGGUAUCUCUCUGGCCUGCCGGAGGCGGCGUCGAGCGCGUUCAUGUGGCACAACAUCACGUCGGCCGAUAACGAGGACUUCUACCCGCAACUCUGCACGCGGCAAUACGGCGAGACGUCUGUGUGGGAGCUCGCCCUCCUCGCUGUGGCGCCGUACCUCUUCAACGUCGAGGAGUUCAACACGAUGCUGCGCUUCCUAAACGCGCACAUGGGAUCCGACUGGGUCAUUCAACCGCGCCACGGCGCGUCAUGCGUGCCUGGCGACUCGAAUCACCAGCCGACAGGGUGGACCGACUUUUACGAGGUGUACAGCGAACAGCGUGACACCUCCGUCAUUGCGGUGCGUGGCACCGACAUGUUCUCCUUCACCGACUUCCUCUUCAACACGAACAUCUUUUUCGAGGUGGUGCUGUACCAGCUAAUGACGACUCUGCUUCCAGGCACCGUGGUGGUUCCAAAGGACCUCAUUGUCGACCUCCUGCGCACCGCCUCGCUGCCAGCGGACUCGCACGGCGACGUGUACGAAACAUGGACGGAGCUGACACAGAGCGGCAAUCACAGUCUGCGGCGGUGUCAGCAGAACAACUUCCGGCGCGACUUCUUUGCCGACCUGUACAACCACAUCGCCUACGUGGGCUCGCGACCAACGCACCCGCGGCACCUCGUGCUCACCGGGCACUCGCUCGGCGGUGCGGUAGCGGCUAUUGUAGCGGCACAGAUGCGGGUAAAGGCGGUGGCGUUCAGUGCACCGGGCAUCGCUCUGGCGCGCAAAAAGUUCAGCCUCCCGUUGAGGUCGAUCAACGAGAACAUCAUGAGUGUUGUGUUGUCAAACGACAUUGUGCCGUCGGUUGGCGAGCAUGGCGGAGAAGUACACCACGUGGAGUGUCUGGCGGCCACGCGCGAGCUGUGCCACGCGAUGGAGUUCAUGAUCGGCUCCCUGUGGCGCUCCUGUAGUUCUGUGCGGGCUCGCUUCCCCUCAAUUAAAGACGUAGUCUAA
Leishmania braziliensis MHOM/BR/75/M2904 is the source of this 3087-nucleotide messenger RNA. RefSeq lists its product as hypothetical. The coding region runs from base 1 to 3087 and encodes 1028 amino acids. The transcript has a single exon. The record is from RefSeq and is a predicted model, not a curated record. Gene Ontology annotation, biological process: lipid metabolic process. Lineage: Eukaryota; Euglenozoa; Kinetoplastea; Trypanosomatida; Trypanosomatidae.